UACGAUCAAGUUUUGGCUAAAAUGGGUGGCAAGAAUUCAAGAGAGACGACACCAGACACCAGUUAUCAACGGUCAAAUAGCGUUACUUACGCCGCAAGGCAUCAACAUGCACCGGCACCACAAAGAAGGUUGGAUCGGAGAUAUUCAAGAAUAGGUGAUAACUAUGAGACACUUGAACAGGUUACAUCCGCUCUUGCUCAAGCUGGUCUUGAAUCAUCAAAUCUCAUUGUUGGCAUUGAUUUCACCAAAAGUAAUGAAUGGACAGGGAUGAGAUCAUACAACGGGAGAAGUUUACAUAGCGUUGGGGCGUUACAAAAUCCUUAUGAACAAGCAAUAUCGAUCAUUGGGCAAACGUUAGCGGCUUUUGAUGAGGAUAAUCUGAUCCCGUGCUUUGGGUUUGGAGACGCCUCGACACAUGAUCAUGGUGUAUUCAGUUUUUAUCCGGAUUCGCGUCCUUGUCAAGGGUUUGAGGAUGUUUUGAGCCGUUAUAGAGAGAUAGUUCCUCAACUUAAACUUUCAGGACCGACAUCGUUUGCACCUAUAAUAGAAAUGGCGAUGACGAUUGUUGAAGAAAGUGGUGGCCAAUACCAUGUCUUGUUGAUUAUAGCCGAUGGUCAGGUAACAAGAAGUGUUGAUACCGGAUCUGGUCAGCUAAGUUCGCAAGAACGUAACACCAUAGAGGCCAUUGUUAAAGCAAGUAAUCACCCGUUAUCAAUAAUACUGGUUGGGGUUGGUGACGGUCCAUGGGAUUUGAUGAAGGAGUUUGAUGACAAUAUACCCGCUCGAACGUUUGACAAUUUUCAGUUUGUGAAUUUCACGGAUAUCAUGUCAAAGAAUGUCGAUCCAUUGAGAAAACAAACAGAAUUCGCAGUUAACGCGUUGAUGGAAAUACCUUCGCAAUACCAAGCAACCCUUCAGCUCGGGAUACUCGGUGCCCGAAGAGGUUAUUCUCCAGCCACGGUUCCACUUCCUCCACCUUCCAACGACAUUUUACGAAGCCCGAGUGUUCAUCAAUAUCAUGUUAAUUAGAUGCCUACAUGUUCAAAUUAUACUUACAACAAUAUGUAGGUGUGCUCUGUGUGUCUUGAUAAACCCAAGGAUAUGGCUUUCAGUUGCGGGUAUCAGGGUUUGACUGACGUCUGAAGAGGUUAAGUUGGAUGCCUUCAACAUGUCCAAUUGGAAUCAUGGAGGAGCCUCAUCAGCCUCCAAAAUACUGGAUGAACGAUUUAAUUUUCGUAACCAGCAUACGUUUUUUUGGAAUUCAUGUGUCAUCGACGGCGUUAGAUCUCGCGUACAUAGAGCUAAUCGUAGCCUCUGGAACUGUUUGUAUUGAAGACGACGAUUGCUGCGUCAUCAUAUCAAGAAGAAUGAACAAGAUGGGUUGUUGAGAAUCAAAUUAGGAAGAAGGAUUUGUUGAUUGAUAAGUGUGACUCAAAACAAACAGCCUACAUGUUUGGAUGAAAGGACUCUAUUCUACAAGUUAAAGGGAAAGUCAACAACGUAACUAUUGACAAAUGCACUAUAAUGGGUGUCGCAUUCACGAAUGUUGUUGCUGCUCGUGAAAUUAUUAACUACAACACUAUUGAGGUGCAAUGCCAGACAACUCUUUAGGUUGCGGUGGUGGUGACGGCGACAUUCGUUUUUCUCAAGUCUGAUAAGACAAAUGUCGGAGAGGCUGCUAGCACUUGAUGAACCUGAGUAGAUGAUAGGGAUUGGCGAAAAGUGGUACUGUCGGCAUCGAUGGUGAAUAUUUGGAUCUAUUCAAUGUUAAAACGCAACUGGUAUGAAAUUCUACUCAUCUGUGGCUGAACACAAGGUAUAUGAAUCAAGGGCAUUUAGAAGACGCUCGUAAGUUGUUUAAUGUAAUGCAAGUUAGAAAUGUAGUGUCAUGGAACUCUACAAUAUAUAGGCAUGCCCGAAUCAUACGGAAUCAUACUGUUAUAUCACACGCGGGGCAUGUAAGGUUGUAUGCAAUAGGGAUGAGCUCGGUACCAAGCGGUACCGAAAAUCCCAAAAGAUGGGUACCGGUACCGAAAAUCCCAGGUACCGGUACCAAAAACGCUAUAUGUUGGUACCGAAUCGGUACCGAAAAUCGAGUCGGUUUGGGAAAGUCGGUACCCGUACCCGGUACCAUUUGCUCAUCCUUAGUAUGCUAUCUCUUAGUUAACUUAUUUUGUUUGUUUCUAGGUAAUUGGGAGCUUACAGUGUGUUCAAAAAUGUCUAUGUGUAAGUUAGUUUAGUUUUACAUUAUGCAUUCAUGAAACAAUGGAAGUUAGAAAAUACAGGAUAGAAGGGAGUAAAUCUCAAAGCCUUUUGUCAGUGGAUGUCUCAGUUUGAUUAAAUAGUUUUUGGGCAUUUUGACUUAGGUUGGUUUUGCAUUGUUGCACUAUAAGCUCCAACUAUAUUCACCUAAAAAUUGCAACCGGCAUGAGUGGCAUUCGUAAGCUAGCUAUCAUGAGUUUUUCCUACUGGGAAUGUUAAAAGAAUGGUACUACCUUUAAGUAAAUGAAGAAGCUUUUAAAAAUGCUGGUAAGGCAUUGUGAGUUUUCCCAAACGGGGUUCUUAUGGUGGAAAAAAAAGAAGGAUUGAUACUCUACAAGAAGUGUUUGGGUUCCGGAUAUUCAAAAUGUCUAUGAGUUAGCUUUGAUUUUACACAUUUUUCUGGCUAAACAUGUCAUCAAAAAUUUGGAAGAUUUCUUGGUCAAAGGUGAGAUCGUUGCAGAAUCUUCUGUUGGCUAUAUCUUUUAUUUUUCUUUAAGAAUAAAUAAUGAUAAAUUGUCACUAUAUUUUUAAUUUGGUCAUUUGGGAAAUUCGUUUUUUGUCUAUCAUGCUGAUCUCUCAAGUGUGCUGACUAUAUGGCCAACUAAAGGGAAUGGAGGAUGCUGUCAUGGCCUUGGAGUUUAUAAAAGAUGUACACGACAUGAUGAUUAACAAGAUGUACAAACUGUAAACUCCUCUAUUAUAAAGACUCUCUCGAUGACAUGGCGCAUUCAGCUUUUGUUUAUAUGGUUUUGUACAUGUUGAUGUUAAAAAAACAAUUUAGCCUUAAAGUAAGUGAACCUUCGUUGUUUUCAGUUUCUUCACCCGUACUACCUUCCUUCCUGACUUUUUGUUCUAUUAGAAAAUAAUGGAGCUCUGUUGUCUUCUGAUGACAUGACAUGCCAAAUAACACUUGAAAAGAAUGGAAAGGUCCUUGAUAUUGCUUUGUCGUU
This is a messenger RNA of Helianthus annuus (common sunflower), 3212 nucleotides long. RefSeq names its product E3 ubiquitin-protein ligase RGLG2. Lineage: Eukaryota; Viridiplantae; Streptophyta; Magnoliopsida; Asterales; Asteraceae. The transcript is spliced from 21 exons. Bases 22 to 1029 code for a protein of 335 amino acids. The record is from RefSeq and is a predicted model, not a curated record.